AUAAACCGAGCGCAGGAGGAGGACUGUGGACAUGGAUGCCCUAGCACUAGAGGCCACCAGCACUAAAAAGCCGGUUAAUGGGGCGGUGCUUGCCCCGUUGCCGGUCCCAGCACCGGUCAAACGUAAACCUGCUAAAAAAGCUAAAAAGGCUGUUGUUUUCUUUGAGGUGGAGAUACUGGAUGCCAAGACCAAGGACAAGCUCUGCUUCCUGGACAAGGUCGAGCCAAAUGCCACCAUCGGAGAGAUCAAGUCUAUGUUCCACAAGAGCCAUCCUCAGUGGUACCCAGCCAGACAGUCCAUUCGCCUAGACCCCAAGGGAAAGUCUCUGAAGGAUGAGGACGUUCUGCAGCAUCUCCCUGUGGGGACCACGGCAACGUUUUACUUCAGAGACCUGGGAGCGCAGAUCAGCUGGGUCACAGUCUUUCUGACUGAGUACACAGGUCCUCUGGUCAUCUAUCUGAUGUUCUACUUCAGAGUUCCCUUCAUCUACGCACCCAAAUAUGACUUUACCACCAGUAAACACUGGGUCGUACAUCUCGCCUGUAUGUGUCACUCUUUCCACUUCGUGAAGAGGCUGCUGGAGACGCUAUUUGUGCAUCGCUUCUCUCAUGGAACAAUGCCGUUACGCAACAUCUUCAAGAACUGUACCUACUACUGGGGCUUUGCAGCAUGGAUGGCUUAUUACAUCAACCAUCCGUUGUACACACCACCCAUCUACGGGGAGCAACAGAUCCGACUGGCCCUCAUCAUAUUCUUGUUCUGUCAGAUUGGCAACUUUUCCAUCCACAUUGCUCUACGGAACCUCCGUCCACCAGGCUCCAAGACCAGGAAGAUUCCCUAUCCAACCAAGAACCCCUUCACCUGGAUCUUCCUGCUGGUCUCCUGCCCCAACUACACCUAUGAGCUGGGCUCCUGGCUCGGCUUCACACUGAUGACCCAGUGCCUGCCCGUGGCCUUCUUCACCCUGGUUGGUUUCAUCCAGAUGACUGUGUGGGCCAAGGGGAAGCACCGCAGCUACCUGAAGGAGUUCCGCGACUACCCUCCUCUCCGCUCACCCAUCCUGCCCUUCAUCCUGUAGAGGAAUACUUGACCGCUCCCCUCGUCCAUUCAGCUCUCACCCCCACCCUUGUCUGAGAGGGUGCUCUACCCCAGAGCUUAGUAGACUGACUGACUGAAAGAAUUUAACCCUUUUGCUUUUUUUUCCCCCCGUCAACAAAAUCUUCUUCUGCUUCCUGCCUGUGAUCCCUGUAAUAUUGAGUGCACUACACUUGCUCUGUAUUUUUUAAUCGCCCACAAACAAACCCAUUGUGAAGCAUCCAGAGCAGCUCCUCACCUUACCUCUACAAAGUGUACACUGAAUGACACACUGUACAUAAAUACUGUGAGAUGUCCAACUACUCAUGUCAGCUGAUACUGUUGUUGUGAGGCUGAAUCUGCAUCUGAAGCUUUAGUUUUUAUAUCCAUUCAUCUAAAUUUGAGAACAUGACAGCAUGUCAUUUUGUCUGAAGUAAUUUAUUAAAAAAAGGUAAUCCAAAA
Messenger RNA from Epinephelus moara (kelp grouper), 1536 nucleotides. RefSeq names its product trans-2,3-enoyl-CoA reductase b (gene tecrb). The coding region runs from base 32 to 1078 and encodes 348 amino acids. The record is from RefSeq and is a predicted model, not a curated record. NCBI's taxonomy places the organism in Eukaryota, Metazoa, Chordata, Actinopteri, Perciformes, Serranidae. The transcript is spliced from 11 exons. Gene Ontology annotation, molecular function: oxidoreductase activity, acting on the CH-CH group of donors. Gene Ontology annotation, biological process: very long-chain fatty acid biosynthetic process.